Molecule: messenger RNA, 807 nt
Organism: Stylonychia lemnae
Lineage: Eukaryota; Ciliophora; Spirotrichea; Sporadotrichida; Oxytrichidae
Source: the annotation of a GenBank genome assembly
AUGAACUCUGAAAAGCCAGGCUAAAUUGAACAAAUAUUUGCUUAAUCUAUUGCUUCUAGAUAAAAUCAAGGAAAUCAAGGUGUAAACAAUUCUAGAGGUGCCUUUAAUUAAAACUCUAAUAAAGGUGCAAAUUAAGGAUUUUAAUCUAACAACUACUACAACAAAAAUCAAGUCAAAGUCAACAAAAAACAGGAAACUAAUCCACUUCUCAAACACUCAAGAUUUCAGUAUAACAUUAUUGAUGAUCCACAAAUGGUAGAUGACUAUGAUAUUAAUGAUAAAGUAUCAGUACUAUUCCUUCAGCUGAAAUAUCACAUUGCGUACCCCCUCUACAUCAAAUAGAGAUUUGAAGAUGUUUAUAGAAUGCGCAAGAACAGAAAUAAGAUCCUGCUUCUACUAAAUGAUGACAAAGAUGAGCAUAAUAUGAUAAACUCAUUAAUGAUGGAUUGCUUUAAAUUUGAAAUAACUCUAAUUAUGUGUUGGAGUUUCGAAGAAGCUGCCUAAUAUAUUUAGACCUUCAAAUCCUAUGAGAAUAAAACUUAGACUAUGCUGGAGGGCAAGUAAUAUAAUCAGGGUACUACACAUUUUGAACAGGCUGUAGAAUAAGUAAGUUCAAUGAGAAGAGUCAAUAAAACAGAUGCCAAAAAUUUACUAAGUAACUAUGGAUCUAUAGAAGCAAUUAUUAUGGCUCCUAACUAUGAUGAAUUUCUAAAUAUUGAUGGAAUCGGCUAAAACAAGAUUGAUGCUAUCACUCAAUGCUUUAGAGGAAAAUUCUGCAAUCCAAAUGCAACAAAAUCAAAUCAUUGA